UUCCCUAUAUAUUGCUUUGCUUUUACGUUUAGUACAAAUGAGGAUAAAUCUAAUUUUCAUUUUCUAAUUAAAGAUAAUUAACUGUUUUCCAUGACAUGUUACACAAACGAGCUUUUUCAUCUAAAACUUCAGUUGUCAACAAAAAAUUAAAAUCAUAUGGAAAUGUUUGAACCCUAGUUCUUCAAUUUCCAAAGAAAACUCACUAAACCAGCAUGAAUUAGUUAAACUCAUUUCACCACCACCAUGAAUAGCUCUUGAGCUUUGUUUCAGUUUUGUCGAAUAGAAUAUACUGUGGUUGAGCCCAUGAAUCUCAGCAGCUACAUUUAUUUAUUUUAUUUUAUUUUUUCAGCAGCUACAUAUACUGAGUUUAUAAAAAUGAAUACAUCCCUCUAUCUUUAGUACAUAGGGUUGCAGAGUAGCCAAUUUACUGAGUUUAUAAAAAAAAUGAAAUACAUCCCUAUCUUUAGUACAUAGGGUUGCAGAGUAGCCAACUUAUUACUAAUCUGCAAAUAUUUUGGUGCAAAGUAAAUUCAUUCGAGUGUGAAUAUACUAUGUAUUUGUCAUAGAUCAUGAAAUUGUUGUAAUCGUAGAAAAUAAAAAGAAGAAAGAGUAAAUGAAAGCAAGGAGGGAGGGGACCGUUAAUGACGUUAUUAAUCUCAACCAAAAAUAUCAGUUGACACGUGUCGAGAUAGUACUCAACGCUAACUGUGGUCCCUAAAGAAUUGCCUGCGAUCAGGUAAGAGAAUCCAACCAAUUAAAUUUUACAUUAUUGUCUGUAAGAAGACCAAUUAGUAGAAAAAUUAAUAUAAUACAGUAUAUUAGUGUUUAUAUAUACAAACGCAUAUUCAAAGUUAAGAGAAGUAGGGACCAAUUUCUGAAAUUUUUGACCUAAGCUAAUAGUUGCUGUCUAAUCGGCGGUACGACAAAUUUUAUUCCAUCACAAAAAAAAACAAAUUAAAAAUGGAAUAUUAACUUUGGUAUGAACACAUGACUACAGGCAGCAUUAUACAUCAAAAGGAAAUAAAUAUAUUAAAAGUGUCAUAUAUAUAUAUAUAUAUUUAAAUGUUCAUAAAAUCAUGUAAUAUGAAAAAGAGCGAAUAGUUUAAUAAGCAAAACACUACCCAAUGAUGAGUGGUAAUAUUAGAAGUUGGUAGCCAUCUGACCGCUUCGAAUAUUUGGCAUUACUAUUAGAUAGAUUUUUGUAAGAUUUUCUCUCGAGUGCGUUACACGUGAGAAGGCGAUGAACAAGAGAAACUAUAACAAACAAGUACUCCCCAAACAGCGAGGUGAGCGAUGGUUGUUCAUAAGGAGUAUUUACAUGUGUCGUGUAAACAUAAUAAGGUCUAUGUUUCGUGUGGAAUCAGCUAACAGAUGAUUGGACAAAGGGAGUCACAUUAACGAUCAAAGUCGUCCAUCUCAUAACCACUCCUGUCCCCACAAGAAGUGUCCUACGUCUCACGGCUCGACUAAUUAGUAUAGUAAGUACUUACUCUUCUCCGGAGUAUAUAUAACCUUUCUAUAUCUUAAACUUUUGUAAAUUUAAACUUAAGAGAUUAAAUGGUAAGAAGCAAAUGUUUCAGUACUGGAGGGAAAGCAAUUUAUCGGAAUCAGGUAGAUGAGAUAGUAAUAGGAAGCAUUAAUGGAGUUUUUUUGUUCAGAAUAUUGAUCACACUCACAACAAACACUACUAAUAGUCUUAUUGACUAUACGUGGGUAACAUUUAUUCAUUGCACAAGCAUACGUCGAUCACGAAAAAGAUCAUUGUGAUCACACACAGACAUCUGAUCAUAUCUAAAUGAACCGUAGCCGUAUGCCCAAACCUCCAUGAUAUAAAGAAGAAAUCUAAAUGAUCAUAUCAAAUAAUAAAAAGUAAGGAAAAGGUUACAACCAAAGAAAAGAAGAUAGAAACGUUUCAAGGUAGACAAAACGGAGAAUAAUUGGGGUUAUCCACAUUGUUGAAAAAGUCUUUGGUUACUUUUUCCUACUCAAAUUCUUUCUGGUUUUGUUGAAAACACUACUAUGUAUUGUGUUGCGGAGUUCUUAUCAUAGUUCAAAAACAAUAGAGUUAGUUAUGAUGGCUGGAAUUUUCAAUUCAUAUAUGAAACGCUAUUUAUAUAUUUUGAAAAGGUUUGCAUAUAUAUAUAUAUACAUUAUUCUUAUUAAUAAAAAAUAGUUGACUUCCACUUCAUCUUUUGACAAAUGAAAACUAAUUGCUGGAUGCUAAUUAUAUAUCAAUCAGCUAUGAGGCCUAUGUUUUAGUGAAUCUAGUGAUGGAUGGAUGUCUAACUCUAUUGAUUCGAAAUUUGUUUUUAGGAAACAAUUUUUAUUAAUUAUAUAAAUUAAAUGUUAAAACAUGUUUUUUGAAAGAAAAAUGUUAAAACAUGUUAGCUAUACUUUUUUAUAAUGUCAUGUUAAAAAUAAGAGAGGUGUAUUUGUCUGCUUCUCUUAGUAACCCCCCGAAGUUAGGCUUUGUUUACUUCCAAAACUGGACCACAGACAAGAAAAAGAAGAAGCAUUUUGAAAAUAAAUUCUGCAAUGGACCACUUCUCCACUCUUCUGCGUUCAUCUUCAAUGCUUCACUGUGUUGUCCAUAUCUCUCCACAUUGUUUGCUUACUUUUAGUUACGCAUUUAACAUCUAUUUGGGAAUAUUUGGCCAAUCUGAAAUAGCAUCUGGUUUAUCUCUUUCUAUUCUCUGGUUUCAUUUCGCUUGGAAUCCAAUGCGACUCAGCUUGUACUCAAAUAUUGUAUAGAUAUUUGGAACUCAACAUUUUUUUUUGGAUUACUAUCUUGCUUCUCAGGAUCAAGGAGGUAAAACCAAAUAACUUGCAAGCUCAAUCUUGUGAAUCUUUAGCAUAUUAAGAUUUCAUUUGUUCGUACCCUAACUCACAUUUUAAUCAAUCUUGACACCCAUUUAAUUGAUGCACCAAAUUUAUGUUGUUAAUAAUUUUUAUUAUAUUAUUCUAACAUAUUAAUAAUCUUAAAAUAUGAAAUACAAUAAGAAGCUAAGAAAUUAAACAAGUUAAUCGACCUAUGCUGAAUGUGGCAAAAAUCAAUAUAUAAUUUAUUUAUCAUAUUGUAAUGCCCUAAAUCAUAAUUGAGUUGGUGAGGAAUGUUAUUGGCCCAUUUUAACCUUAUGGGCCUCUUUCCUUGCCAAGUUUAAUAUCCCAAAAGGCCAAAACAAUGCCUCUAGAUCAGAAUAAAACACACAUGACAAAAACACAUAUACCAUCUGUUUUCACUCAUGGACUUCAUUAAUACACAUAGCAUACAGCAAAUGCAGUUUUUUUAGUUAUUAACAUUAUGAAGCCUUACCAGUAAGGCACAAACACUGCCUUCCAAGGCACCGCAUACCAAAAGUAAUCUCCUGUUAAACUAGCAAGUUCUAAAGCAGUAGAGUAGUGAGCAUUGACAUCAACAGGUGAACCAGCAACAAGGAAUAGUCUCCGACAGUUUUCUGAGAUCGUCCCAGCCUACAGCUUUUGGCCUUGAUAACAUGCACUACACCAAACUGAUGAGCCUAGAAGACUAUAGUGAUAAGUCCUAAGCGAACUGAAACAUAGACUAAAUUAUAGGACACUGGACACCUAAACGGGAAUCUCCUCUGAAUUAAGACUAGCUUGGGAAUCCAAAGGAGACUUCAAAAUUGUGCCCUCAGAUGUUGCCUGAAGAACCCACUUUUCAAAUCCCAUUUUACAAAGAAGCUGCAAUGUCUUGUACCUUUGGUUCCAAUGAACUUGGUAAUACCUUAAAACAUCAGAAGAAACGCUUCCAUGGAUCACAAUUAAAAAUAGAACCUGUUUUUAAAAGUAUUUAUUACAGUAACGAGUUUAUUAAUAUAUAUUUCAUUAAACUAAUGAUCUUCGAGACAUGAACUGCUAUUUCCCACCACCAUAGUCCGAGAUCUCUGUUACUUCGUGGCAGCUAAUUUUCCGCUGAUCGAUUAUUUAAUUUACAAACCAUAUAUUUAAAAGCAUGUGUAUUUAAACACUAUUGAACUACAAAUACAAAUUAGUUAAAAGUGAUUUUCAAGUUAGUGAUAAGACCUGCAUGGAACAAUUUCUGACAAAAAACUAUAGAAAAUUAUUGGUCUAAUGGUCUAUAAUUGCAACAUUGUUGUAUGUACUUUAAUCUUAAUUUACGUUUCAGGUAAAAAGUACCCACAAUUAUGCACCUUCUGUUUUUUAUGUAUAAAUAUUCUGCCUAUUUUUACCUUUUUGCUAGUAUAUUUAUGAACGGCCAGAAUGUUGUCAUUUUAGUAGGAGGAUUGACUAUAUACCCAUAGGCCAUAGCCAUCACCUAAAUCAGUAAUAAAACAAAAAUCUAUCGUAUUUAUGAACGGCCAGAAUGUUAGUAUCAUUUUUUUUUCUUUUUGUAAAAGUGCUUUCAUUAAAAUUAAAACAAAGUACAAAAUGUGAUUUGUUAAAUCACAUAGUUUGAGAAAAUUUGAUACAUAAAGCAGAGAAAAAGAGCUAAUACGUAAGAAAACUUAGUAUUACUCUUAAGAUUAACCAAAUUAAAAAAAAAUAUUAGUGGCUUGAUAGGAACCUCGACCUCUACGGCCAUAGUUAUCAUUUUAGUAGGUAGAUUGAUCUUUGAUCAUAUAUACAUAGCCAUAGUCAUCACUAAAUAAGUAAUAAAACAAAAAAUCUAUCGUUUUAGUCAAAGAUAUUAGCGAAGUGGGUCUGAUAAAUAAUGUACUUCGUUCGAAAAGUUGGAAGGAGAAUCUAAGAAGGGACAGUGUCAGAAAACGAAGGCUGAGACUCGAGAUGGAGUUAAGUUGAAAUGUUGAAUACUAAAAGCGUGUUGUUGUUUCAAAAACUGACCUGGUCUUAGUCUUCGACAUGAAAAACUUGAGUCAUCCGUUUCUCUUCAUCGUUUGAUUUUGUUACCUACUUUUCAAAAGUUACUUGUAAUGAAAAUCCACAAAUGAUGAUUCUUCAACUUCUUUUUUACACAUGAAACACAUUCAUAAGCUAUACAUUUAAUUUUGUUCAAAAAAAAAAAAAAAAGCUAUACAUUUAAUAAAACAUGCGCCUAUAAACAAUAUGUUAAAAAUGAUAAUUGUCUGGUAAAAGUUUCUAUGAUAUCAUUAAACCCCGCUUUUAACCAAAUAGCCUUUUAUGAUUUAUCACUGCUAAGUGUUAACUCUUACCAUUUCUAACUUGUUUUCUGGCUGUUAAAAAGUUCAUAUACAUAUUGUUAAACUGAUAAUUACCUACUAGACCCACAAUUUAGUUGCUAAAUUUGGUUUCUUCACCAGGGAUUGCAUGUUCAACGAAUAUAAGUUAUGUGUUUGGUGUGUAACAGCUUCUUACACAAAUAUAUCAUCAUUAAUUUGAGUUCGAAGUUAUAUGUUUGGUGUAGAACAAUAAUUCUGUUUUAGAGAUAAAACAAUAACAUAUAGUGGGUUGUUAUGCAUGUAGAUAGUAAUAUAAUAAUCUGUCUAUCACAGUUUUAAUUUCUUGAAGUUGAAGUUUCAGAACAGAUGUUAUUAUAUAAGAUAAUUAAGAUAUACAGAUGAUCUAACAGAAACAUCAAAUUAAUAAUACAGAUAUACAGAUUUUCAAGAACUAACAGAAAUAUCAAAUUAAUAAUGAUACUUAUCCACCUCCUUUUAGCUGUCUGCCAACUUAUCCAGAUAACUGAAAUAUCAAUAAAAUACGAGUUUUGACAAAAUAAUUAAAUAAUCUGAAAACGAUGUUUUCAUAUUCGACCGAGCCUAUUGUAUUUUAUUUUGUUCCCCCGCAGCAGAAGAGAUUAGCAUAAAUUGCCUUCUGAAACUAGCAAUGGAGACUAGAGAAUAGAGAUUACACAAAUGUGAUAUAAAAGACGACAUAAGAUCAAAAGUCUAAUAAUUUGUCAAUAUCACUAUAUAUGCUAAUCUGAUGUGAAUAUAUCCAGUAAGUGUUCUUACAAGUGUAUAUAUUUUAGAUAUAAAUUAUGAAUGGGUAUUUUCUAAUUUUUAACCACUUGUAAGUUCUAUAAUGUGAAAUAAUGGAGUACCUAUUGAUUAUGUUCUCCAAUGAAGUGUCAAGUUGCAGGCAGUUAAUCAUAUCAUGUUCCCCAUACUCGACUGCUAAGCAAUGUUUAGGGACCCUAAUUUUUACACACAGCACACACCUUUUUACUGUUUAACUAUUUUAUAUUGAAAAGACUAUUACGUUUUUAUACUAUAUCUGUAAAUGUUUCACCUUUUUUUUUCCUCUAGAUUAUCAAUUACUAAACAUUACAUUAGAAAGCACGCCCGUUUUGAUUGAUAAGAGAUGAAUAUGCGUUGAUCUCAUCAUCCCUCUACGAAAGUCAAGUUUGAAAAAGUCAGUUCAUAUCCAAGUUUACAAGUUGCUAGUUCCAAGUUCUUAUAAUUAUAAUCUUACGUCUCUAUCGUAUAUCCAUCCAAAUUUUUGUUACGUAUGUUUCAAGCCAAACAUCAUUAUAACCCAUUCCAUUUACAUGAUUUAAACAAAAAAACUUGUAUAUAUAAAUAAAACGAAACAAAGAAAAAAAAACCUCCAACACAAACUUCCGAAAAUAACGGAACACACACAAAUGUCUCCCUCUCCAUCUCGAUCUCCCAUUGUCUCCGGCGAUCCGAACCUAACGACUUGUCUUUACCAAACGGACCACGGCGUGUUCUAUCUAACAUGGUCACGCACUUUCUUAGGAGGCCACUCUCUAAACCUCUUCCUCCACUCUCAAGACUACUACAACAGCCAUUCUUCCCCUCUCUCCUUCCCCUCCCUCUCCUCCUUAGCCUCCUUCCACCUCAGCUUAAACACAUUGACCUUCUGGAGAAAACGCGGAUCCAAAUUCAUCUCCUCGAAUAUCCAAGUCCUCUGGGACUUGACCCGCGCCAAAUUCGAAUCCGGAUCCGAGCCAAGAUCCGGAUUCUACGUGGCCGUGAUCGUCGACGGAGAGGUGGGACUCUUGGUCGGAGAUUGCGGCGACGCUCGGGUGAAGUCGCCGGCGAAUAGACAGGCUCUGGUGAUGAGGAAAGAGCACGUGUUCGGAGGUAGCGUGUUCGCCACGAAAGCUAGGUUUGGUGGUAAGAACAGAGCGAUCAAGAUCGAUUGUUGUGUGGACGAAGACGCGAGGUUAUGUUUCUGCGUGGAUUCGAAGAUGGUUCUGGAGGUCAAGCGGCUGAGGUGGAAGUUCAGGGGGAACGAGAGGGUGGAGAUCGACGGAGUGGCGGUUCAGAUCUCGUGGGAUGUUUAUAAUUGGCUGUUUCAGGGGAAGAGUUUAGGACACGGUGUGUUUAUGUUCCGGUUCGAGAGCGAUCCCGAGGAGAGAGAGGGAAGUGGAAACGACGUCGUUUUGUGGAAGCCGAGAAAGUGUGGGAGUGGGUUUAAAGGGAUGGUGGAGUGGAGGAAGAUGAGGAGGAGAUUUGUUAAGAGUAAGAGGAGCUCUUCGUCUUCUUCAUUGUCGAUGUCGAUGUCUUCUGCUUCGUCGGCUUGUAGCUCGUCGGUUUUGGAGUGGGCUAGUAGUGCUGAUGAGUCCGAGUACGGUGGAGGAGGAUCUUCCGGUUUAGGUUCUGGUAAUGGUCUUGGAUUCUCCUUGCUGGUUUACGCGUGGAUUAAGUGAGUUUUGGGGAAAAAGAUUAAACUGUUGCGGUCAAACAAUUAUUUUUAAAAAAUUACUGUUUUAUGACGUUUUAUUACCACCUCUUAAACCACGGACAAGAAGAGAAAAUAUUGAAGUAAAUUUUAUAUAUAUUCAAUUUUCGUUUCUGUAUCUUUUUCGUAUAUAUCUCACGAGUAUAACUUAAUUAAAGAAAUUCGAGUACAUUUUGUAGAAGAAAAAGGUUGAUAUUUGAUGACGGUGUCUUUGUUGUAUUAGUUGUUACAUGUUGACUCCAGUGGGUUUGGAUGAUAAUCAGAUUAUAGCUUUGGAUU
Brassica rapa (field mustard) is the source of this 7890-nucleotide messenger RNA. RefSeq lists its product as uncharacterized. Lineage: Eukaryota; Viridiplantae; Streptophyta; Magnoliopsida; Brassicales; Brassicaceae. The record is from RefSeq and is a predicted model, not a curated record.